This is a messenger RNA of Nasonia vitripennis (jewel wasp), 4523 nucleotides long. Its product is annotated as inner centromere protein A. Gene Ontology annotation, biological process: mitotic cytokinesis; metaphase chromosome alignment; positive regulation of protein serine/threonine kinase activity. Gene Ontology annotation, molecular function: protein serine/threonine kinase activator activity. The transcript is spliced from 9 exons. NCBI's taxonomy places the organism in Eukaryota, Metazoa, Arthropoda, Insecta, Hymenoptera, Pteromalidae. The coding region runs from base 478 to 3309 and encodes 943 amino acids. The record is from RefSeq and is a predicted model, not a curated record. Gene Ontology annotation, cellular component: meiotic spindle midzone; chromosome passenger complex; nucleus.
CUGGAAACGGCGAUUUGAAAAAGACGUUAUAUAGGUGCGAUGGGCCCAGGGCCCGUCCAUUCUAAUUGAGUUUAGGCCUUUAGGGUAUACGAAAAGGGACGGCGGCGUGACAGCGGCAGGACGAAGGAAGAGGAGAAACACGACAUUGUUUGUGCGCGUCUUGCACAUGGAGUCGUCGUUGCUGGCGCGCGCGGGCUUCGGAGGGAUCGAAACAUCGGCCGAGAAAUAUCAAAAUAUGUGGUGAAUUCCGUGAUUAAGUGACGCGCGUUAGGGAUCGUGUCAGUUUUUAGUUUUCCAUCGCUCACGUAUCUAUUACUUUUUACGUUAUAAGUACUGCACGACGCGCUGUUAUUGCAUAUAGCUUAUCAUAUUGUCGUACGAGUUUGUACGUUACGUUUGGCACCUAUUCGGCUUCGCACAGUUCCGUUUAGUUUUCAUUUUCCUCAUAUAAUAAAGGACCUGUAAUAUUCUUCCACCAUGGACAAGAAGACAGUUAUUCAGAUGCUACAAGCUGAUUUUUCUCGCAUUCACCAAGAGUCCAUAGAAAUUAACAAGUGCGUUCAGGAUAUGAAGCUGGAUGCAUUGAAUUAUAUUGAAGCUUUACUUACACAAAUAACAUCAACGGGCACUGCUUCUUUACUGGCCAAAACUCCAAAAGUUCCCAAAAAGAGAGCGACUAGAAUUAAAGCUAUUCCAGAAAACGAUGAAUUGGAAACAUCUGAUGAUGGCAGCAGUCCACAUAAUUCUAUGAGUACUAGAUCUUCUCGGAUGAAUAAUAUGACUUUAGAGACAUCAGAAGUCUCAUCCGGUAGAGCGAAAAGAGGAGCAUCGGUUAAAGCAGCAGAUAUAAUCAAAAAACAACAAUCACUAACACUAAAUACAAAACUUAGGAGGCCAUCUAAUGAUGGAAGCGAUGUUUCCUUAGCAGAAAGGAUUAUGAAGGACAGUCGCCACAAGAGACCAAAAGAGUUAAUAGAAAGUUCAGAAGAUGAAGAUGCAAGACCAGUAAAACAAAGCAAGGUAGAGAUAAAGCAGUCUGAAAUUAAAGAUAAUAAUAAAACAGUGGUUGCUGAAGAGUCAGUACGAGUGUUCAAUGCAAAUGAGACUUAUGUUCAAGAAAAACAUACACGAGCUUCAACCAAGCGUAAACUUGAUGACCAGUAUGACGGUGUGAAUGAUAAUUCAACAUUCAAACGAUCUACAAGACAAAACUCUUUAUUCAGUGAUGAACCAGUCGCUAAAAAAGCCAAUUACUCAAAAUCAUCUCCAGAAAAGGAAAACAAAGAUUCGAAAUCUUUAAAUAAACAAGAAAAAGUUUCAGAUAAGACCAUUUCCAUAGACAAUAAAAAGUCUAUUGCAUCAAAUGCUAGCUCAUCUUCAUUGUUUGAUGCGCAGAGCUCUAAAAAAGUGAACAGAAUUAUAAAUGAAACAGUAGACAUGAGUAACGCUGCCGAUGAGACAGUGGCUUCUAUGUACGAGGAUGCACUUGGUAAACCAAUUCCAAUUAUGAACUCAACUAUGAAUCCUAACACAACGGUAACAUUGGACAAAAUGAUGAACGUAACUGUUUUAAUCGAACCUUUGUCAAGCAAGAAAGUGUUCAAUGAGACUAUAACUGUUAAAAAAACUACCUUUAAAGAGCCUUUAUCGUGUAAUAACAGUACCAUCAAAGAGAAGAUAGCAGAGGAAGAGCCUGUGGAUAAGGCAUCAGCAACUUUUAUUAAAGGAAAGCAGGAAUCUGAAAACGCCAUUAUUUCAAAAUCCCAAAGAGAAAAUAAAAUAAAUAAAUUUAACAAUCUUUUGACUGACGAUGAAUCAUCACCCGAAAGAAAGGAAUACAAAACUAAGAAAGGAAAAAUAGUUAAUCAACAAAAGCGCAUCACAAGAUCUAGUAAUUCUUUGUUGAGCGAAGAUGAAAUUCUUCGUACUCCAAUAAGAGUUAAUCCAUCAAAUAAAGAUAUAAAGGGAUCUACCCUAAAAUCAGGAUAUAAGCAACCAGUUUUGUUCAGUCCAUAUGCCAAAGAUUCUGUCAAAAAAAGGGUAGAAGCUUUUGAACAAGUUGCUGUGAGUCCAAAGCAACCAGAAACAGCAGGAAGAAUCACAAGAACUAAAACGCGUGCUCUGGCUGCAGCAACAGAAACACCUACUCCUACUGUGAGUCAAAAAUUAGCGAGAAAAUCAUUAGCAAAGGCUAAAAAAAUUUCUCUUGCAAAACAGGCGAAAGAAAACGAUGAUACAAAAGAGAAUGAAAACACAAAUGUUGUAAAAUCUACAAAGUCGAGUUCUUUAGAAAGAUCAGCACAAAAAACAAGUGGCAAAACUACACCACUAGGAAAAACUCGUAUGCUCCAGAUGCCUAGUUCUAUUACUAAAAAUACUUAUGCGACCCCUUCAAAUUCCCAGUAUUUGAAUCCCUACUCAAAGUCUAUGACAGCUUCCCGCGGAAAUAUUGUUUCAAACGUUGAUUCAUUUAUUCAGCCAAUGAAAUCAGCAUCUAAACAGAUAGAUAGAGCAGCUGAAGAGAAAAGAAGAAGAGCUCACGAGGAGGAUGCACGACGAAAGCGCGAAGAACUUUUGAAAGCUCAAGCUGAAGAGAAAAGACGGAAACGGGAGGAAAAGGAAUUGAAAAACAAAUUAGCAAGAGAAGCGAAGGAAAAACUGGACUAUGAAAAGAGAUUAAAAGCUGAAAAAGAAAGAGAGGAGAAAGCUAAGUUGGCACAGCAGAUGCAAGAAAAACAAAAAGAAGAAAUGGAAAGGAAGCGUAUGGCAGCAAUGCAAAGAGCACAGGAAAAGGAAGAAAGGCGAAAGCAGGAAGAAUUACAACGUUUGCAACGCUUACAAGAACAAGAAGAACAAGAAAGGUUGCUUGCUGAACAGAAACGUCGCGAACAAGAAAUGGAGAAACGUAAGCAAGCUGAAAUGAGACACCAGAUGGUUGAAAUGAAGCUGAAAAAUCAGAUGGAUAAAGCUUUACUGCAGGCCAAGGCCAAGGCUAUGGCUCAAAAGCAGGCGCCAUCUAACUACAAAAUGGACAGCGAUCCAGACGAAGAGGAGUCCGACGAUGAAAGCAAACCUAAACAUAAAAUUCCACAUUGGGCUUCAAAGAAUGCUCGGCAACCACAACUAGCAAUGCAACAGCACAUCCCACUGAGGACAAUUUUAAGGUUUUUUGAUUCUAAAAAAUGUACACCCGAUUUAAGGGAGCUAUUCCGUGGUAUAGAUCCUAAGAAACUAAAGCGAUCAUCGAGCGCGAUUUGGAAAACUCCCCCGCGAUAUUCAAUGAUGAAUUGCUCAAUUAUAAAAGAUUGAAGUAAACUUUAGUUUUUAGCGACGCCAUAAGUAAAUGAGGGUUUUGAAAAAAAGGGAUUACGCGAAUUAUUUUUUUAAUAUUAAUACUAACAUGAUUGUACAGAAUAAUUGUUUUUAAUUAGCGUAACUGAUUUUUAUUCUAAUAUGAAUAAAAGUGGGAUUUAAACCGAAAAAAUCGAGAUUUUAAAUUAGGUGCGCACCAAUCAUGUUAAUGCACUUUAUUCGCGUAUUUAAUGCGUUAUUGUGUUUCAAAUAUACAUUAUGCGUUUUCUGUUAUCUAAUCGUAAAAUAUCUUAAAAUGCAAAAUGAAAUAUUGAAAAAAUCGACUUUAGAAAACUGUCCUGGUUAAUUGAUGUUAAAUCAGGAAAAAUACAUUAUAACAGGAGAUUUUUUACACUUAGACCUUGCUCGUGCUAGCACAAGAUAUAUAGUAAUUCCGUUAGCUAGGCAGCUGCCGUGAAUACAUGCGUCUCUUCCAAUUAAACACUCAGCCACGGAGACAUGUUCGCAUUCUCGUAUGACGAAAAAACGCGUCAACGAGAGAAAUGUCACGUGUACGCGUCGGACGCUUCAACAUGAAUAUGCACGCGCAUUAAGGACAGGAAUAAUGAUAAUGUACAUCUGCUUGAAAUUUAAUUCAUCUCUAGUGCGCUAAAUUUUACAUUUACAUAAUACAAUGUAUCUAUGUUAGAGUCUCGUAUUAGUCGAUUAUUAGAAUUACUUCAGUCGUUUAAAAGCGUUCGUUUAAUUUUAAAAGUAUUGUUGUUAGAAACAUUUUUAAUUUAUCAUAAAGACCAUUAGGAGUAUGAGAGCUUCGUUUAAAUUUUAAGUUAUGACGUCAUUCUUCUUUAGAUUUCUAAUUAUAGUACCUCUUUCUAUUUCUCCUUUAGAUAAUUUAGCUAAAGAUUCCUAAGUUUGAUUAUUAAUCUUUCAAAAUCACGAUAGAGUUUCAUUUCAAAUACUAAUUUUGCAGUAUGAAAGCUUAAUAAAUGAUACAUAUGAUUAUGUAUUAUUGUAAAAUAAGACAACGCGGUAAGGAUAUAUUGUGAUUUUUAGGGACCAAGUGCUGUUUUUAUAUCAAAAGCAUCUUUGCCUUUAACUAUUUCUUAUAGUAAAAACAAGGCAUAAAACAUUAAAAAAAGCAUCGUAAAUUUGUACAAUGAAAAUCUUGAUAAGAAAGUUGAAUAAAACAUUGAUCAAACACAAAGCACAAA